Molecule: messenger RNA, 1376 nt
Organism: Cucurbitaria berberidis CBS 394.84
Lineage: Eukaryota; Fungi; Ascomycota; Dothideomycetes; Pleosporales; Cucurbitariaceae
Product: insert subdomain of RNA polymerase alpha subunit
Exons: 3
Coding region: 160-1164 (334 amino acids)
Biological process (GO): DNA-templated transcription
Cellular component (GO): RNA polymerase II, core complex
Molecular function (GO): DNA-directed RNA polymerase activity; protein dimerization activity
Source: RefSeq, a predicted model, not a curated record
GGCACUUCAAAGAAUCUGUGGGUCAACCUUAUGACCAGCACCACCCCACACACUCACCAACACGUCGCACUUCGCCUCCCACCGCAGUCGCCUUGAUCCCUCGACUCUCCUCAACAACUUACGACUGCUCAACCCACGUGCUCACGGGCCUAAUACGCGAUGGAUUACGACCCAGAAGGCGGCGCAAUCAACGUGCGCUUCCUCCAGGCCGACAACCAACGCGCCAACUUCAUCGUCCAGAAUUUCAAUCUCGAGACCGCAAACUCGCUGCGGCGGGUGAUGCUGGCCGAGAUUCCCACGCUCGCCAUCGACGUCGUAGAAGUCCUCGACAACACCUCGGUCCUUGCCGAUGAAUUCGUAUGCCACCGUCUCGGCCUAGUGCCGCUGUCUUCCCGAGGCGUCGACGAUCUGCUGUACUCGCGGGACUGCGACUGCGAAGGUUAUUGCGAUAACUGCUCCGUGAUACUCACGCUAAAUGCGAAAUGCACGGGCAAUGAGAUCAUGAAGGUUUAUGCGCGCGACCUAGUGAUUGAGAGCAAUAGACCGAAUGAUGAAGUGGGACGGCCGGUUAUCACAGAUGAAGCGGGCACGGGUAGUUGCAUUGUGAAGUUAAGAAGAGGACAGGCGAUACACAUGCGGUGCAUUGCGAAGAAGGGCAUUGCGAAGGAACAUGCGAAGUGGGCGCCUUCUGCAGCCAUAGGGUUCGAGUAUGAUCCGGCCAAUAAGCUACAUCAUCUGGACUACUGGUUUGAGGAGGACCCAGAGAAGGAGUGGCCCAAGGACGAAGAGCGCAUAAAUCUCGACGGUGGUCCUCAGAACCCCGAUGAACCUUUCAACUACAGCGCAGUACCGACCCGCUUCUUCUAUGACGUCGAAACCGUCGGCGGCCUCGAUCCCGACCAAAUCGUCACCAAAGGCAUCAACGUCCUUCAACAAAAGCUCGCUGGCAUCAUUCAUGAGCUCACAGGCGGCGCAGGAGGACCUGACGGUGUAGACUUUGUCGGCGCGCAGAGUCCGACACUAAACGGCGCUGGCUAUGGUGGUGCUGAUGGUGGAUAUACGCCUGCGGGGGGUUAUGGUGGUGCGAGUCAGUGGGGUGGUGCUGCGGCCCAGGGUGGGACGACGCCGUUCGGAGCUACGCCCUAUGGACAACAGAGUUGGUAGGUGAGAUGACGUUGGGAUCUUAUGGAGAUUCAUCGAUUGUAAAAACAUUGCAUGGUUUGGCGUUCAAAAGGAGUGGCGUCACAGAUCGAUACUAGAGCAAUCUCGAACAAAAUGUACGCACCCAGAGCUUGGGUUCCAAAAACACAGGCGUUCGUCACAUUCCAAUUCGAGCAGAAAUCAGGAGGGAUAUGACGCAAGCAGUAUUGCCAUUG